AUGAUGGCGGCGGUGGUGGAGGCGCUGGGCCGGCUGUGGCGGGUGGAGGCCCCGCUGGGCCGCGGCUCCUCGGCCGCCGUCUUCCAGGCGCGCUGCCUCAACCACCCCCGCGCCCCUCCGGCCGCCAUCAAGGCCUUCCUCCCGCCGGGCGCUGGGCCGCCGGCUCCCGAGGCCUACGGCUUCCGCAAGGAGCGCGCCGCCCUGGAGGAGCUGAGGGGCCACCGCAACAUCGUGACCCUCUAUGGUGUAUUCUCCAACUGCUCCUCUCUCAGAGGUCCCUCAUACUGCCUUUUAUUGGAGCUGCUGGAUGUCAGUGUGUCAGAACUGCUUGUGUAUUCCAGUCAGAAAGGCUGCUCCAUGUGGGUCACCCAACACUGUGCUAGAGACAUUCUGGAAGCUUUGGAGUUCCUUCACUACAAAGGCUAUGUGCAUGCAGACCUGAAGCCACGCAACAUCCUCUGGAGCGCAAAGGAGGAAUGUUUCAAGCUCAUUGACUUUGGACUCAGCUUCAAGGAAGGGAAUCAGGAUGUCAAAUAUAUUCAGACAGAUGGGUAUCGGGCUCCUGAAGCUGAGCUGCAGAACUACCUGUCCAAGACAGGUAUGCAAGGAGGAAUUGAAUGUACAUCUGCUGUAGAUCUCUGGAGUCUUGGAGUAGUAUUACUGGAGAUGUUCUCAGGAAUGAAACUGAAACAUACUGUCCAAUGUCCAGAAUGGAGGGCAAAUAAUUCUGCCAUUAUUGAUCAUGUUUUUGCCAGCAAAAAUAUGGUAAAUUCUGCCAUCCCGGCCUAUCACCUCCGAGACCUCCUUAAAAGCAUGCUUCAUAAUGACCAAGAAAAAAGAGUUUCUGCUGCAAAGGCCUUGUGCAGUCCUUUCUUCAGCAUUCCUUUUGCUCCCCAUACUGAAGAUCUGGUGAUGCUUCCAAGUCCUGUGUUAAGGCUGCUGAAUAUUUUGAAUGAUGCUUCUUUUCAAAGUGAAGAAGAAUUUGAAGAUAUAGUGGAUGAUAUAAAAGAAGAGUGUAGCAAGUAUGGGCAGAUUGUUUCCCUGUUUGUUCCUAAGGAAAAUCCAGGCAAAGGUCAUGUUUUUGUAGAGUAUACAAACGCUGGUGAUUCCAAAGCUGCUCAGCAGGCACUUACUGGGAAGAGAUUCGAUGGCAAGUUUGUUGUGACUACAUUUUAUCCACUGAGUGCCUACAAGCGGGGGUACCUUUACCAGACCGUGUUUUAGUCUCCAGUGGCUGCAGUCAGAAGAAGCGCAUGUAGGCAAAGCAGCCUAAUUUUGCUUGAGUGAGAUGAGAUUCAUCUGUGCCUUGCAGGAAAGCCCCAAGUGUUUUUUAAUUUAUUUAUUUUGCAGCAUACAAAAGUUGCCCCCCUCUUUGCCUUUGGUUUAUUGUGGAAAUCAGAAUAACAUGAAAUAGAUUUCUGAGAUGUAAAGCAAAACAAAAGCUUUAUGUGAAAAAAGAGAGUCUUAACGUGUAUGACAGUGAAUUCUGAGCCACCAUGCACUGAAAAAUUAAGGUGUGGGGGAGGUUAUAGUCAAUAAAACAUCAGUAGAGCUCCUCAUGAUGGCAGAAAAACAGUGGAAUUUGUUUUGCCUGGUACAAAGAAGACCAAGACUACUAAUCCAGGCUGGAUUUCUAUAUUUUCACAUGUAAAGACAUGAAUCGGUAGGGCUAGCUUUGCAACAAAUUUUGACUGAAUCAUUAGCAAUAGUAUUGCUCUCCCAACUGAAAAUUCAACUGUGGGAUUAUUGCCCUAAUAGCACAAUAUCUUGUGCCAUGAUGGACUUAUUCAGAUGCACUUCCCAGAGGCUGGAUAGCAGCCCAUGAUUUUAGUCAUUCCCUUUAAUCUGCGGAGCCCUUUCUCCUGGGAUCAAAGCUAGAAAUUAGUGAAUGCACUUUUCAGCUAUGCGUGGGACCAUAGUAGCACGAAAAAGCUUCAUUCUCAUAUAUUCAGUUAGAGAGAUGCACUAUUUUAAAGAAAAUUUUGCUUUGUGCAGAGUUCUGAUAUUUGGAGUGCAAAUCAAUUUCAGCUUUUGUUCAGAAGAAGAAAAUACUCAUAGAUAAAUUAUACAUAACAGCAGAGCAGGAGUGGGCUUCAUAAUGGAAAGGAAUGGAUCCCUUUUAAUGUAUCUGAUGGUACUCGUUAUGCUGACACCCCCUGAAUUCAUCAUGUCCCUGGCUAAAUUACUUGGUGGUAUCUUUCCCCUUGGUCCUUUGACAAAAGACCUGACUUUGAUUCUCUUUUCCUUUCUUUACGUGGGGAAAGGUAAGAGGAGCAAAAUGCUCUCAGCCACCCCUGAAUUCUGGAAUCAAGGCCCAGCCAGUAUCAGCCUAUGUCCAAGGGGUGACAGGCCAGCUCUGUGCACUGCUUCUGGUUGAGACAGUGAGUAACAUGCAGAAUAUCUUUGGCAAUCAUUGCUGUGAGAAAGGUGAGAUGCAACUAAAUCAGCAAACAAAUUAUUCACUCCAUAGUAGGCAGGUAAACUGGUAACGUCUGUGCAUCAAAUUCUAACCCUCAGGACCAUGGAAGGCACUCCCCUUGCCCCUAACAGUAGAGCCACUUACUGUGACAAGAUCUGCCCUUUUAUGCCCAUUAACCUCUUGGUGUGUUUGUAAGUACCUGUCCUUCUCGGGCCGGCCUUAGCCUGAUUUAGAUUUGACAGACAAACGAACACCCGAAGUAGACUUUCAUUGGUACACAUAAAACUCUCUUAUUAAGGCCCCUUCCACACUGCUCCUGUAUCCCAGAAUCUGAUCUCAGAUUAUCUUCUUAUCCCAGUUUAUCUGGCAGCGGAGACUCAUAACCCUGUUUAAAGCAGAUAAUUUGGGAUCAGAUCUUGGGAUAAAGGGCAGUUUAGAAGGGGCCCCAGUCUUCUUAAAUAUUCCAGCAUGUUUUAUUUUCAGUAACUGUUGAAGUGGCCAAAUUGUCACCCUCCAAAUGUUAUUGGAACUUCAGCUCCAGUACUAGCCAAUAAUAAUAAUAUUAACACUUUAUUUAUAUUUUGCCCUAUCUCCCCAAGGGGAUUCAGGGCAGAUCACAGUACACAUACACGGCAAACAUUCAAUGCUGUUUGGACAGACAGGACAGAACAGAAAAGACAAAAAGGAGGUAUGUUGUCUCAAAGUCCAGUUUUGAUGCCUUUGAGGUUGAGUUCAGAUUCAGUCACGGGGGGUGCUGUUGCUCCAUUCUCUAUGACGAAGAGCCAUCAGGACUUCCUCCUUCCACCUUCCUUUUGCUCAUUGCAUUUCUGGUCUUGUUCUUUAUGGUGUCGUAAAAUACCUCCCCAGCCAAUUAGCAGUACCUAAUUUCUCUAUUUACAGCUCUAAGCCGUUUUUGAACUGCUUAGGUAAACAGUGAGCUGGGCUUGACGGUCGAGUAUUCACCUCGACCAGGCUUCAAACUGGUCACCUUUCGGUCAGUAGAUCUUAUUAUUGCUAGUGAUUUACCAACUGUGCUAAAGCCCAGCCAAGAUAGUCAGUGCUGAAGCAUGAUAGAAGUUGCAGUUCUAUAACCGCUGGAGAACCACAAUUUGUUUGAACUCUGUUUUAGAGGCUUUGUAUAACAAUGGCAAUCUUGCCUUCUCAAAUCAUUGUCAUCCUUGUGAUAAUCCUUAUGAUUUAUUCCUGUCUUUCUCCACAUGGCCUUAGCUCAAGUUGAUCCUUGUCAUCAAGCAUGAUACCCUUUCUACUGUGACAGGCUAUUAUUCAGAUUUAUAAUUAUUCAGAUUUUUCUAAUGUGUGCUUUCUCAAUUGCAUCUGCUUUCACAGGCUGAAUCAAAUCAUUCAGAUACAACAUGUUUUCUCUUGUUGCCGUUCUUGCUAUCUUGAGUUUGCUCUUUGGAUUAAUAAGAACACACUGCUGUGCUAUGGGGGGAAUGUUUCUAGCACAUUUUUAGCAAGAAGCUAAAACUGAAUCUAAGACAUUACAUAGUUUUUAAAGAAGACGUGUUUGUUGCAGCAUAAAAAGACAGAUGGAAGUGGGGGGGGGGAAGAAAUGUGGCAGCAAUCUUUUAGACUAAUUGUGUAAACCUAUUUCUUUGAAUACAGUACAGAGUGAAUUUUGGAGUUCACUUUGCUGCAUCUGAAGAAAUGGGUUUAUAGCCUCAAAAACUCAUAUGAAAUACAAACCAGACAUUCUUAAAGUUACUGCCACUUUUUCUUUCCCUGUCGUCCCCCUUAUCAAAAAAGAAAGAUAUUCAUGUAGUGUGGAAAGGCAAUGGGUCUGUCUGAUAACCAAUAUACAGCUUUGGACUUCCAAACAACAGAUCUAACUUGGAUCCAGUAUUGAUCCCAGUGAGUUUUCCUGAAUCUACCCUAAAGGGGGGGGGGGGGGAAGCACUACCCAUCUUACUUUAUUUGACUCCUUCUAAUCAAUGGAGUUGGGGUGGGUUGAGAAACUGUUCUGUACUCAAAUGCCUUCUGUUCAAACUGUUGUGCAGUAGAUGCCACUCUGCUUGAGAAGGAGGGAAAAAGUGCAAUUUUAAAUAAAGAAAUAGAAAUA
This is a messenger RNA of Anolis carolinensis (green anole), 4499 nucleotides long. It is a transcript of the gene uhmk1, whose product is annotated as U2AF homology motif kinase 1. Gene Ontology annotation, cellular component: neuronal ribonucleoprotein granule; nucleus. The transcript is spliced from 8 exons. NCBI's taxonomy places the organism in Eukaryota, Metazoa, Chordata, Lepidosauria, Squamata, Anolidae. Gene Ontology annotation, molecular function: ribonucleoprotein complex binding; ATP binding; protein serine/threonine kinase activity. The coding region runs from base 1 to 1224 and encodes 407 amino acids. The record is from RefSeq and is a predicted model, not a curated record. Gene Ontology annotation, biological process: regulation of protein export from nucleus; peptidyl-serine phosphorylation; positive regulation of translational initiation.